Messenger RNA from Emiliania huxleyi CCMP1516, 1849 nucleotides. RefSeq lists its product as hypothetical. The transcript has 6 exons. The coding region runs from base 1 to 1707 and encodes 568 amino acids. The record is from RefSeq and is a predicted model, not a curated record. Lineage: Eukaryota; Haptophyta; Isochrysidales; Noelaerhabdaceae.
AUGGAGCCACAACGUCCAGCGGUCGCUCGGAAAGACCACCGGCUUUCUACCGAGUCCCUCGUCUCCGACAAGGGCGCCCCGCCGCUCUCGGAGGCGGCGGUUCGAGACGUCGCACUACGUAUCGACUUGCCUGCGCCGCCCGCGCCCGCACCGCGGCGCACGAGCGGCCGCGUUGCGAGCGUCGCACCAGAGACCAAGGCGGCUCUCUCGCGCGCCAAGCGGUACGGCCGAGAGGUGCUCGGUCGGCGCGUGCGAGUCUUCUGGCAUGAGGAGCAGACCUGGUACACGGGACGCGUCAAGGACUUCACUGAGAUGGAGGCGCUCGGCCACCUGCAGUGGGAACCGGACGAGGCUGCUGCCGCUGCUCCUGCUGCCAAGCGUGGACGCGCAGACCGGACUAGCGAUCCGGCCAAGUCUGCCACCACUGCCGCCGCCGAGAGGGACCCGCACGAGAUUGUGACGGCAAUCGUGUGCGACGGCUGCGAGGGCGAGUUCGAGCUGCCAGACGGCAUUGUCGUGCCGGAGGGCGAUUGGUUCUGCGCUGCUUGCGCGCCCGCCGCGCCCAAGUCCGCCUCUCCGCCGCGCAAGCGGCCGCGGCAGGGGGCGGCAGAGCCGGCGCCCAAGGCUUCGGCAGCGCCAAAGGCGACCGCACCCAAGGCGGCGGCGGAGGCGGUGCAGGCGGCGGAGGCGGAGGCGGCGGCUCCGGCGGAGGCGGAGGCGGCGGCUUGGGCGGCGGAGGCGCGCGUUUGGCGGCUUGCGACCCGCGGCCCGCUCUGCCACGUGCCCACGCUCCUGGAGCACGUGGGACGGGAGUCCGCGCCGGCGGGUGGCUCGCUUGCUCCAGCCAAGCUGACAGCGGUGGUGCUCUCGUGGCUCUGGCACGGGGCACUGCAGCCCGCCCGACCUGCAGCCGCACCUGCUGCGAGCGCGGCCCUCCGGGCGGCGGCUGCGGCGGCGCCGGCGGCGCCGGCGGUGGCAGACACAGCCGCGCGCCACGAGCAGCUCGCGCCGACGCUGCGGAGUUUGCUCGCCGAGAUGGCGCCGGCGCGGGAGGGGGAGGCGGCGGCGGCGGCGGCGGCGCGUUCACACCGGGCGGUGCCUGUCCUCCGGAUCGUCAUCGACGCGAUGCGCCGCAGCGUGCUCUCUCCCGUCGCUUCGAACGUCGCUUCGAGCGAGGAGGUUGCCGUGGCCGCAUGCGCCUGCCUUGCCAGCACCAACCCGCGCGCUGGCGCGGCGGCGGCCGCGCUGAUCGACGCGCUGUGUGCGGCCGGCUCCGAGACAGUUCCGAGCCACUUCCGAGCCAUUUCCAAGACGGUGCCCACGGAGGCGGCGGGCUUGCUGUGCUCGCUCCUCGAGUCUCCUUCCAUCGGCGGAAAGCAGAGCCCCUACUUCGGCGCCGUUGACGGCGCCGCUGCCUCUGCCACGCUCGCCGAGGCCCUCCCACCGCUGCUGCGGCUGCGGCCGAAGCGGCCCGCCGCCGACGGCGUGCUCAUCCUGCAAGGCGCGCUUCUCUCUUGCGCCGAGGCGCGCGGGCUGCUCGACGGGCGGGGAGAGGGACCCGGCCAGCUGACUGCCACCUCGCGUGCGGCGCUGGCUGCGUCGUGCGGGGAGCUCGCCGCGUGGGCAGAGCGGCACCGCGCCAGCGGCCACGCCUCUCUCGGCUCUGGCUUUCGGCACGCACAGGCGCGGCUCGCGGGGCCCGAGUAGCUGCCUCGUGUCUCGAGAGAAAGGAAUCGUCAAGCGAGUGCAAGCGCUCCCCAAGGCCCACAAAAAACGAGAGUUCGAUACUCUGCUUGCUGUACACAGACACACACAACUGCUGAGUUCCUUUGAUAUUGACCUUUAAAAC